UCAAAGGGUCAUUGGAUGAUCGCAUGAAUCCAUCCGCAUAAAGAACUCAGAACAGCACCUGGCACGUAGGCAAUGCUCAACAAAUGUCACCUGGUCGUGAACAUACAGCUUCUCCUUUUAUUCUGUCAGGCAGGCACGGCCCCCAGCACCCCCGCCGGGCACCAUGGACUGGAAGACGCUCCAGGCCCUCCUGAGCGGCGUGAACAAGUACUCCACGGCGUUCGGGCGCAUCUGGCUGUCGGUGGUGUUUGUCUUCCGCGUGCUGGUGUACGUGGUGGCCGCAGAGCGCGUGUGGGGGGACGAGCAGAAGGACUUUGACUGCAACACCAAGCAGCCGGGCUGCACCAAUGUCUGCUACGACAACUUCUUCCCCAUUUCCAACAUCCGCCUCUGGGCCCUGCAGCUCAUCUUCGUCACGUGCCCCUCCCUGCUGGUCAUCCUGCACGUGGCCUACCGCGAGGAGCGCGAGCGCCGCCACCGCCAGAAGCACGGGGACCAGUGCGCCAAGCUGUACGCCAACGCGGGCAAGAAGCAUGGCGGCCUGUGGUGGACCUACUUGUUCAGCCUCAUCUUCAAGCUCGUCAUCGAGUUCCUCUUCCUCUACGUGCUGCACACUCUCUGGCACGGCUUUGGCAUGCCGCGCCUGGUGCAGUGUGCCAACGUGGCGCCCUGCCCCAAUGUCGUGGACUGCUACAUCGCCCGGCCCACCGAGAAGAAGGUCUUCACCUACUUCAUGGUGGGGGCCUCUGCGGUCUGCAUCGUGCUCACCAUCUGCGAGAUCUGCUACCUCAUCUUCCACAGGGUCCUACGGGGCAUAACCAAGAACAAGUCCCCCAAAAACCGCAGCCUCCCAUCCUCCACCAGCCGGGCCUCCACCUGCCGCUGCCACCACAAGCUGGUGGAGGCCGGGGAGCUGGGCUCCGACUCCGGUGACGACAAGAGGCACGCGUCAGCACCCACCAUGACCCCUAUCUGA
Molecule: messenger RNA, 976 nt
Organism: Callorhinus ursinus (northern fur seal)
Lineage: Eukaryota; Metazoa; Chordata; Mammalia; Carnivora; Otariidae
Gene: GJB3
Product: gap junction protein beta 3
Biological process (GO): cell-cell signaling
Cellular component (GO): connexin complex
Molecular function (GO): gap junction channel activity
Source: RefSeq, a predicted model, not a curated record